Messenger RNA from Vombatus ursinus (common wombat), 1938 nucleotides. It is a transcript of the gene IL21, whose product is annotated as interleukin 21. The record is from RefSeq and is a predicted model, not a curated record. The coding region runs from base 162 to 626 and encodes 154 amino acids. The transcript has 5 exons. Gene Ontology annotation, molecular function: cytokine receptor binding. Gene Ontology annotation, biological process: immune response; positive regulation of natural killer cell mediated cytotoxicity. Lineage: Eukaryota; Metazoa; Chordata; Mammalia; Diprotodontia; Vombatidae. Gene Ontology annotation, cellular component: extracellular region.
CUCACAAAGAUUUCCAGGCUGAAAUGGGAGGGCUUUAGCUCUCCUGCAAGGAUGAAUAAAUAGGUGAGUGGCUGACAGCCUGUCCAUUGUACCCCUCUAGUAAGAUCCUUAGCAAAGAUAGGGAUUGACUCCUGGCAAUUGGAAGCCUAAAACCUGGCCCCAUGGAGAGGAUAGUCAUCUACUGCCUGGUCAUCAUCUUCUCUGGGACAGUGGCCCCUAAACACAGCUCCCCAAUCCGCCGCCAGACCAGGAUGGUCCAACUUCUACAAAUUGUUCAACAGCUGAAAACGUGUGUGAAUGAUACGGAUCCUGCACUUCUGCCUACCCCCGACAAUGUUGAGAAACACUGUGAGGAAUCAGCUAUUAAAUGUUUUCAGGAGGCCCCGUUAACACCCUACAAUAAUGAAGAAAAGAAAAUGAGAUUUGAUGUCUUAAUCAAACAACUCAGAAGGAAACUGCCUUGGAGGGAGGCCAAAAAGACCAAGCCAAAAUGCCCUUCUUGUGAUUCCUUUAAGAAGAAACCACCCCAAGAAUUCCUCGACAGCCUGAGAUCACUUCUCCAAAAGAUGAUUUCUUAUGAUCAGCAUCAUCCCCACCAUCAUCGUUGCCACGGCCACUGCACCUAAUACAUGAGGGAGGUGAAGAUGCCUGAAGCCCUAAGAGAAAGUUGGACACUAUAUGACAUACUCUAAGAUCUUAAUAUUCUAACCGAGCAAACGCAGUAUAACUGUGAUGGGGGGAAAUGAGUUCAGAUAAGAGUUUAAAGUCAGGAAGAGUUUUCCAAAAUUACUAUCAGCUACAAACCUUCGAGCCCUUCUUCCAUCCCGGAUUUGGUGACGUACCGAGGGGACAGAUGGAGAGGCCACGUCCUCUGAUAUUCAUCCUUCACUGUGUUACCCGGCGGGGUACUGUCACCUGGAGAUGGGGAAGAGGAUCUAGAUGGAGUCACUCUGGAUCUGCCCCCGUCUUCCUUGUUCCCUUUCUCCUCUGGCAAACCUGAUCUCCUUACCAUGCUUAAUUAAAUCCUGGCUAGUUUAUAUUCAUAAUAGAAAAUGUCCCUAUUCAAACAUGAGUCAGAACAUAGAAACAGGAGCUAAGAAAAAUUAUUUUAAAAAACCAAACUUUUUUAAAAGAGAAAAAGACCUAAUUUUUAAAAUCUUAUCUGAACAGUUUUCCCCCCAUUCUUAGUAUAUUUUACAUGUUAAAAAUGUAACUUAUUUAUGCUUUGAGGGGAAUUAUUUUUCUAGCUGGCUACUAAGAACGUCACUUUGCUCAUAAGGAUCCAAUGGAAUAUUUAUAUUCUAUGGAAAUGAAGAAAUGUAUUUAUAUUAUUCAUGGUUUUUUUAAUAGGAUUAGGGUACUGUGCCAGCAGAGGGUACAAAAUGACCCUACCAAAAUCUCCUGACCGUUCACAGACUGAAGGCUGGAAGGGACUCUAGAGGCCACCGAGCCUAACCUCGUCAUCUUGUAGAUGAGUCUGAGAAGGAAAAAAAAAAAAAAGCUAAGUGAUCUAUGCUCAGGGCCACAACUGCUUGUAACCCUGAGGAAGGAUUUGAACUCAGGUCUUCCUGACUCUAACUCCAGUAUCCUAUCCACUAAGUUCAUAGAAAGUAUUCUGGGCCAGCUGGGGCUGCCACACUUCAUUUUCUGCCCCCCUCCCAUUCUCCAACAAAGCCUUCAUAAUGGAUACAGGAGAUGGCAGGCAGCAAUAACAUCCCUGGCCAACCUGAACUUUGAAGUCUGAAAACUGAACUCCUAUGGAGCCAACAUUGCAGAAUUCCUUGCACAACUUGUGUCUAAAUGGUUUGGGGGAAAGAAAUGUCCCUUUGUCUUAAAUGUCUUAAAUAUGCCACGCAUCCAAACAGUGUAAUGGAAACAAGCAGCCUCUUUGAUAACCUUCUACAUGAGGCUAAAUAUAUUUAUGGGACGAGUUCUUAA